Molecule: messenger RNA, 4239 nt
Organism: Archocentrus centrarchus (flier cichlid)
Lineage: Eukaryota; Metazoa; Chordata; Actinopteri; Cichliformes; Cichlidae
Gene: rfx2
Product: regulatory factor X, 2 (influences HLA class II expression)
Exons: 18
Coding region: 202-2412 (736 amino acids)
Biological process (GO): regulation of transcription by RNA polymerase II
Cellular component (GO): nucleus
Molecular function (GO): RNA polymerase II cis-regulatory region sequence-specific DNA binding; DNA-binding transcription factor activity, RNA polymerase II-specific
Source: RefSeq, a predicted model, not a curated record
CCUCCCUUACAUAGUGAGGCCCCUGACGUAGGCUUUUGAGGGUAGCAACAGUUGCCUCGAGACCCCGUCGCGCUAUAGUGACUGUAGCCGUGGAGACAGUUACUUACCAACGGGCGCAACACUCAGCAACAGCGGCAGCAGCAUCUGGAAGUCACCGAGAGAGUGGAAAAAGAGAGGGCACAACUUUUCUGAAGGCAAAGCAUGCAGAACUCUGAGGGAGGGUCAGAAACCACGACCAGCGUGGCAGCGCUGCGGACGUCAUCAUCAGCCCAGGCUCCAGUGGUACAGCCUGUCCCAGCCUCUCAGCAGAGGGUGCUGGUUCAAGCCACAGGCUCAGCUCAGAAGGGAGGACAAGUACAGCAGCUUUCAGUACCCAGGGCUCAACAGGUCCCUCAGCAGGUGCAGCAGGUGCAGCAUGUCUACCCAUCCCAGGUCCAGUAUGUUGGAGAAAGUGGAGAUGCUGUUUACACCAAUGGAACAAUACGAGCAGCCUACUCCUACAACCCCGAGGCUCAGUUGUAUGGGCAGAGCAGUGGCGGGGCCUAUUUUGACUCUCAGGCUGGUGGAGGUCAUGUUACCACAGUGGUCUCCUCUGCCAGUGGUGGUGUGCCCCCCCAUGGCAUGGUAGGCAUUGCCAUGGAUGUGGGCAGUAGUCACAUCAUCUCCAGUGGCAGCACCUACCUGAUCCAUGGCGGAAAUAUGGAGGGAAGCCGUAACCACAUAUCGCACUCAUCGCGCUCCUCCUCAGCUAUGCUUGAAAUGGCGAUUGAAAACCUCCAAAAGUCUGAAGGAAUUGCAAGUCACAAAAGCAGCCUGCUCAACAGCCAUCUGCAGUGGCUUCUGGACAACUAUGAGACAGCAGAGGGAGUGAGCCUGCCCCGGUCCUCCCUCUAUAACCACUACUUGCGGCACUGUCAGGAGCAGAAACUGGACCCAGUUAACGCGGCCUCCUUCGGCAAACUCAUCCGCUCAGUCUUUAUGGGCCUGAGGACCCGCCGCCUCGGCACCAGAGGCAACUCUAAGUAUCAUUACUAUGGCAUCCGGGUGAAGCCAGACUCACCACUCAACCGGCUGCAGGAGGACACCCAGUACAUGGCCAUGAGGCAGCAGCCAGUCCACCAGAAACAGAGGUUCAAGCCUCUACAGAAGGUGGACAGCAUGUCUGACAGUCUGUGUGUGAGCUCUCAGCACUGCAACAGCACUCCAGAGCAGUCGGUGGCUGCUCAAAGCCAGCACCACCAGCAGUACAUAGAUACGUCUCACACCUUGCCUCCAUUUCCAACUCCUGACUUGGGCACCCAGUCUCUGCCUGAGCGCAUCAACGUGAAUGAUAUCAAGAAGUUGCAGACACUCUACAGAGACCACUGUGAGGCUACUUUGGAUGUGGUGAUGAAUCUCCAGUUCCACUACAUUGAGAAACUCUGGCAGACCUUUUGGUAUUCAACACCGCCAUCUAGUGAUGGAAGCACAACCAUUCCCAGCAGUGAUGAUGACCCAGAAGGUGUGAUUCCCAGAGAGAAGCUGGUGUCUCUUUGUAAAUAUGAGCCUGUCAGGCUAUGGAUGAGGAGCUGUGAUCACAUCCUUUAUCAGGCCCUGGUGGAGAUCCUCAUCCCCGACGUGCUGCGACCCGUUCCCAGCACUCUCACUCAGGCCAUCCGUAACUUUGCCAAGAGUCUGGAGGGCUGGCUGACUAAUGCCAUGACCAGCUUUCCGCAAGAGAUUAUCCGCACUAAGGUGGCCGUGGUCAGUGCGUUUGCGCAGACUUUGAGGCGUUACACCAGUCUGAACCAUCUGGCCCAGGCGGCGCGUGCCGUCCUCCAGAACACUUCCCAGAUCAACCAGAUGCUCUCCGACCUCAACAGAGUGGACUUUGCCAACGUCCAGGAGCAGGCGUCGUGGGUGUGUCAGUGUGACGAGAGCGUGGUGCAGCGUCUGGAGCAGGACUUUAAGGUCACCCUGCAGCAGCAGAGCUCUCUGGAUCAGUGGGCCACCUGGCUGGAUAACGUGGUCUCUCAGGUCCUGAAACCUCACCAGGGCAGCCCCAGUUUCCCCAAAGCCGCACGCCAGUUCCUGCUCAAAUGGUCUUUCUACAGCUCCAUGGUGAUCAGAGAUCUGACCCUGCGCAGCGCGGCCAGUUUUGGCUCCUUCCACCUUAUUCGCCUUCUUUACGAUGAGUACAUGUUUUACCUGGUGGAACACCGAGUGGCUCAGGCCACUGGAGAAACUCCUAUUGCUGUCAUGGGAGAGUUCAGCGACCUAACCUCUAUGAUGCCAUCACUCAUGGAAAAAGAUGCAUCUUUCUCUGAUGAGAUGAGUGAUUUGGGCAGCGACGCCGAUACAUCCAGAGGACCCACUGAACCAGCUGUAAAGAGAGAGAGGAUCGAAAUGAGCCACCCACUGCAGGAGAUGUGAGUCCGGUAUGAACCGGGUCAGACCGAGAGCCACGAGAACCGGCAUCUCACUCUCAUUAGGAGGAAGAAAAAAAAGUUGCUUUUAAAGCCUUUUUGGAAUGUCGCCCGUGGCUCUUGCUUCAAAUGUCCUCCUGCAGUCAGUGUGUGCAAUGUACAUAGACAAGAGUGUAGCAAUGCCCGUCCUCCCCUCACUAGCAUUUAUGAAAAGUGAACGUUUCUCAAGAAUCUCACGUUUUUUUUUUCGUUGUUAUUUUUGCACCACUAUGUAAAGGUCUGAGUGUCUUUGUUGCAACUGUGAAUUAAUUUGUGCAGUAUCUUUUUUUUUUUUUAUUUUUAUUUUUUUAAAGAAUCUAGCUGUGCCAUAGUGUCAUUUGAGUGCCUUAGAUCGCUAACUUUGAGAUGUCUCUGUCCCUCAGCUGUGCCUCUACCGCAGUAUGAAUGUAUCGUCUCCAAACCUCAAAUAUUCGAAGCACCUUUAACAUUGAUUACGUGUAGGUGUGCUCUCCUCGUUGCCUCUGCUGCAGCUCGUAGCAAAUGCAUGGGAAAAAACAAACAAAAAAAUAUAACAUGAACAUGCAACCUGUAGAUCCAAAGGACCUCUCCCUCAGUCGCUCCCACCAGCCGAGCCAUAGUUCUGGCUCCGUGUGUCAGGCAGGACCUCAUAAUGUCGCAGUAGUCAGUAAGGCGGGGACGCUCCCGCUAUCAGCUUGGCUGUGUAAGAUGUUGAUCUAUUUACCUCAGAUUUUUAUGCUGUUCCUCAUUCGGCUCAGAUGAUGAGGCAACUAUUAACAAAAAAAAAAAAAUGUAGCCGUUUUGUGUUGUGUCCCGCACCCAUUUCCUUUUUUUUGUGUAAAUAGUUUGUGUUCCUCCUAAUGGUUUCAGUGUUGUGAUGCAGACCUGUGGUAGUUUCCUCAGCUGCCACGCAGUCAGAACAAAUCCACAGUAAUCAGCUUUAUAGAGACGGGAUGUUAAAGCCUGAUCUGGAAUCUGGUCUUGUUCAUUUCAAGCAAAAAAAUCAACACCUUGAAACCAGAACCCCCCCCCCAAACACACACACUAAAAGAUUUAAUUGGUGUCUGAGCUGACGACCCCCCACCCCCCUUCACGCUUUGUUUGAAAUAGGUAGAAAAAUAUGGUGCAUUAUUUGGGGAAUUAAUCCAUAAAUUAUAUAUAUAUCUUUAUAUGAUGUAGACAGUGCGUGCUUUGUGGCCUUUGGUCUUUGCCUAAUCUCUCUGUUCACGCUGUUACCUGGUUGGUCACAUUGUAUCAGAAAGAAAUGCUUUGUGUAAUGGAUUAGACUGACGUAUGUGAUGAAUCUGUAUCCAAUCUCAGCUGUUCAAUGUAAUGAAAUUUAAUUGUUACUGCAGUGCUAAGCUCCCAGUAAGCUAUUAAGCUGACAAGAAAAAAAAUCUAUUUAUAUGAACUAAUCUGAUUUAAUGGACUUGAGUUUUGUAUUGAAAUUGGUCCCACCCCCUCCCCCCAUUUCCCUCACAGAUGAUUUUGUUGUAGCAACGAGAAUCUUUGAAUUUGAGUUUAAGGCUUUUUGUAACUUGUGCCUGUCACAGUAAUUUGCCUUAAAGUGCUUUGAAAAGAAUAAUUUCUAUGUGUACUUUGUAAUGUUUUGUAAGGCUGUUUUAGAUUUUUUGACGGAGGAUUAUUUUUUAUUGAACUAGGUUCUUACAAGCAUACUGAACCCUUAUUUUUGUGUAUUUUUAAACCUGUUCUUGACUACACUUUAGCCUGAGGACAGAUGGUCUGUAAUAAACUGCAUAGUUCAGCUGUAUUUUGUACUUGGUCACAAUGUGUAAUAAAUUGAUGUAAACAAAAA